AUGAGGGACUUGGGUUUGAAUCCCAGUUUUCUUGUGUAUUACCUGGAAAGGGUUAAUUUCACCACGUCAUUUGGUGAUGAAGUGUCAUUUGAUGAGAACGGUGAUGCUUUACCAAUAUAUGACAUUAUGAACUGGCUCUGGCUCCCUGAUGGACAAACGAAAGUUCAAAAUGUUGGAGAGGUUAAAAUGUCCGCAUUCAAUGGUGAACAGCUCACACUUGAUGGAGACAAAAUCUUCUGGAACUUUGAAUCCAAAAAGCCACCUAAAUCAGUGUGCAGCAACAACUGUCCUCCAGGUACCCGUGUGGUAAGAAAGAAAGGGGAACCUGAUUGCUGUUUUGACUGCAUACCUUGUUCUGAGGGAACGAUCAGUAAUAACAGUAAUUCCUUGGAGUGCUUCGGCUGUCCAGAGGAUUUCUGGUCCAGCCCCCAGCGAGAUCUCUGUGUUCCCAAGAAAACAGAGUUCCUCUCCUAUGAGGAACCUUUAGGGAUCUGUUUGACAACAGCCUCACUGCUGGGCACAUUCAUCUGCACUGUUGUUCUAGGGGUCUUCAUUUAUCACCGCAGAACACCGAUAGUACGUGCCAACAAUUCAGAACUUAGUUUCAACCUGUUGCUUUCUCUUAAAUUGUGCUUCCUGUGUUCACUGUUGUUUAUUGGGCGGCCCAGACUCUGGACCUGUCAGCUGAGACAUGCAGCAUUUGGGAUCAGCUUUGUGCUAUGUGUGUCAUGCAUCCUGGUUAAAACCAUGGUGGUUCUGGCUGUUUUCAAAGCCUCCAAGCCAGGAGGGGGAGCCAGUCUCAAGUGGUUUGGUGUUUCACAGCAAAGAGGAACAGUUCUAGUUCUCACUUCUGUUCAAGCAGCAAUCUGCACUGCUUGGCUCGUCUCUUCCUCUCCUUCUCCACAUAAAAACACCAAAUACCACAAUGAUAAGAUAGUUUAUGAGUGUGUAGUCGGAUCCAUUGUUGGUUUUUCAGUGUUACUCGGAUACAUUGGCAUAUUGGCUAUUCUGAGCUUUGUGUUAGCAUUUCUGGCGAGGAAUCUUCCUGACAACUUUAAUGAGGCCAAACUAAUCACUUUCAGCAUGCUGAUCUUCUGCGCUGUGUGGGUGGCCUUUGUUCCUGCGUAUGUCAGCUCACCAGGAAAAUAUGCAGAUGCAGUGGAGGUAUUUGCCAUUUUGGCCUCCAGUUUUGGUCUCUUGUUGGCACUGUUUGGACCAAAAUGUUAUAUAAUUUUGCUGAGACCAGAAAGAAAUACAAAGAAGGCAAUCAUGGGAAGAGGAGCAGAUUAAUAUAAAUAGGG
Fundulus heteroclitus (mummichog) is the source of this 1301-nucleotide messenger RNA. RefSeq names its product extracellular calcium-sensing receptor-like. The transcript has 4 exons. The coding region runs from base 1 to 1290 and encodes 429 amino acids. The record is from RefSeq and is a predicted model, not a curated record. NCBI's taxonomy places the organism in Eukaryota, Metazoa, Chordata, Actinopteri, Cyprinodontiformes, Fundulidae. Gene Ontology annotation, molecular function: G protein-coupled receptor activity. Gene Ontology annotation, cellular component: membrane. Gene Ontology annotation, biological process: G protein-coupled receptor signaling pathway.